CGGAAGUCCCUGCUCCUGCCUUUUGCCCUGCUCUGCCUGCCCUAGCUUCAAGAGGCUGACUCUAUUCCGACACCCUCCAACAUGGAGGAAACGCAGCAGAAAUCAAACUCAGAGCUGCUCCGCAUCUCCCUGCUGCUCAUCGAGUCGUGACUGGAGCCCGUGCGGUUCCUCAGGAGUAUCUUCACCAACAACCUGGUGUAUGACACCUCGGACAGCGAUGACUAUCACCUCCUAAAGGACUUAGAGGAAGGCAUCCAAACGCUGAUGGGGAGGCUGGAAGACGGCAGCCCCCGGACUGGGCAGAUCUUCAAACAGACCUACAGCAAGUUUGACACAAAUUUGCACAACCAUGACACACUGCUCAAGAACUACGGGCUGCUCCACUGCUUCAGGAAGGACAUGGACAAGGUCGAGACAUUCCUGCGCAUCGUGCAGUGCCGCUCUGUGGAGGGCAGCUGUGGCUUCUAG
Messenger RNA from Pongo pygmaeus (Bornean orangutan), 468 nucleotides. RefSeq names its product chorionic somatomammotropin hormone 2. Gene Ontology annotation, molecular function: growth hormone receptor binding; hormone activity; growth factor activity. The transcript is spliced from 4 exons. Gene Ontology annotation, biological process: positive regulation of tyrosine phosphorylation of STAT protein; growth hormone receptor signaling pathway; positive regulation of receptor signaling pathway via JAK-STAT. The record is from RefSeq and is a predicted model, not a curated record. NCBI's taxonomy places the organism in Eukaryota, Metazoa, Chordata, Mammalia, Primates, Hominidae. Gene Ontology annotation, cellular component: extracellular region.